Cucurbitaria berberidis CBS 394.84 is the source of this 865-nucleotide messenger RNA. RefSeq lists its product as uncharacterized. The coding region runs from base 178 to 519 and encodes 113 amino acids. The transcript has 2 exons. Lineage: Eukaryota; Fungi; Ascomycota; Dothideomycetes; Pleosporales; Cucurbitariaceae. The record is from RefSeq and is a predicted model, not a curated record.
AAGUGAUGACUCUGAGUGCAAGCUUACAAAUAUCCCAAUUUUCGGUAGUACAUCACUCAAAAGCCUCCCCUCUAAGCGUGAGAUAUCAGCCCAUCAGAAAUUCACAAAGACAGUUACCAGCCUUCGAGCGCUCGAGUAAGACGAUAUCGACUCCGAACCACGCUAUCAAUCAUCGAGAUGAGUUCCACAGAAGAUGAAUCGGCAGGCCACGCAUCCCCCGAGGAGGAGAUGGCCGAGAGAAUAAUCAAUAUGAAAGAUGCUUGCCUACGACAGGCGAAAGUAGUCACCGGACUGCAAGGCCGUACUCUUGCCAUCACCCUGCGCAAGACAACGGAAGGCGAAUGGUAUGCGGCGCUGAAGGAUACCGGCGCCAACAAGUACCUCAAGCUAUGGAUGAAUCGCAACAAAACAUUUCCAACACAGAUCGAAGCGCUCCAGGCAUACUUCGUGUUUGUUAAGAAGAUGAAGACGGACUGUCGGCUGUUUCCAAUGUCACCGCGGACGAACAAAACCAAGUGAUAGUUGAGUUGAACAAGCCAGGUUCACGGCUGUGAAUAAACUCGAAAUGCUAUCGACGCGAUAGUGAGGGAGCAUAUUCCCCCCGACAAGAGCAUGAAUAUGCUAGUGUGAGGUGUGGUUGAGACGAGGCAGUAUCCUUGGGGAAUGAAAGGUUGUGUGGGAUUUCGAAUAACAUUAACCCAGUUUGAUGUACGGGAGAAUGGAGAAGGAAGCAACCACAGCAUUCGAAUACGUUGAAUUUAUCGAGGGGAAGAAGGGAGAUUUCUCGAAGUCUGCCUUUGUAUCAUAGUUCAAAUUCCGGCCAGAAGCGUGUCGUGCUAAUAAUAACGGCGAACUCAAAAGUCAC